CUUUCUUAUUUAUUAGAGUUCAUGGGUAGUGUAAAACCAAUGUGAAAUACUCAUCUGGAAGAACUUAAAAAAUAAAUUUAUACUAUAGUUUCUAAGUAUUUUUAUGGUACCUUGUACUAAAUAAAAAUUUUUAUUAAAUGUAUGUGGUUCCUUUUUAAAUUUCGACGUUAGGCUUUUUGUUUAGAGAUGGAUAAAAAGUCAUACUGGAACGAUAUUAUAAUAGCAUUUCCAAUAUUGUCCAAAGACGAACAGCAUUUUGAACAAUGUGAUGAUGAACAAUUUGUUGUCAUAAAAAAUAUUAUUGUGGAGAAUAAACUAAUAAGUUUUGUUCAUGGAAUGGUCAUGAAUAAAAUCAAACAAGACUUAAUGGCAAAGGUUAAUGAAUUUUGGCUGUAUUUUAUGCCUAAUAAUGUGGUUGAGUUAAGUGGUCUUAAAACUCAAGAACAAAUUUUUGAAGAUUAUAUUGGUUUUGAAAAAUUUAAAACUGCAAUUGAUGAGUUAUUUAAUUUAGCUCAAUCAUAUGUUGAUACCAUAAAUCGUCUUCAGAUGCUAUUUGAAAAUAAUAAUAGAAUAAAUUUGUUAAAAAAUUUAAAUGCCCAAAUUUGUGCGUUAUUACAUUCUCAGCUUCCUAGUGAUUAUAAUUCAAUCAUUUAUCAAUUUUACAGAGCUGCUCUAAAAGUAUUUAGUAAAGAUGACAUUGUCGGAGAUAAAAAAAAUACUUCUAAAGAAGGAGCUUCAUGUUGCAAUGGUUGCAAUUUUGAAAUAGUUGAUUGUAAAUGUGAUUACAUUUUAGAAUCUUUCCAUUUAACCAACUGGCAAUUGAUAACUAUUGGUAUUUUAGAGCCAUUGGCAGGUGAUGUAAUCAUAGAUUUAAUUCAUCAAAAAAUUGAAACCGAAGUUCUAGAAAUAACUAAAGAAAAUUUUGGAGAACAUCAAGUAUCAACUUUAGAAAAAUGGAUUGAUACAAAUGUUUAUGAUUGGAUGAAAUAUAUAUAUAAACCAAAGUGUAGUACAACUUUAAAUUUAGAAGAUACUAAUAUAGAAGUAUUUAUGAAAAAGCUAAAACAUCUACUUUAUGAAUCGUAUACUAGAACAAGAAUUGAUCAAUUAUUUAACAUUAUAAUUGAAUAUCCUGAUUCUGAACCGGCUGUUAUUGAUUUAUCAUUCACUCUUCAUAAGACUAAUUUGAAAUCAGAACUUUGUAAAAAAUUACAAAAUGCUCUACAUAGUAGAUUACUGCAUCCAGCUGUGAAUACAAUUGACAUUAUAACAGCUUACACUGCUGCAAUUAAAGUACUAAGAAAAAUUGAUCCUUGUGGGGCACUAUUGCAAGAAGUUACACAACCUAUACGAGCAUAUUUGAGGAGUCGUAAGGAUACUGUUCGUUGUGUAAUGACCACUCUUACUGAAGAAGGUCAUUACUUAACUGAUGAAUUGGUAAGAAAUGAAAAUGUAUUAGAUGAAGACGAUAUUUAUGAAGAAGAAAAUAUGACGGAUUGGACUAAAUGGAUGCCAGAUCCAGUAGAUGCUAACCCAUCUAAAUCAUCCAAACGUUUUCGUAAUUCUGAUACUGUAUCAAUGCUUGUUGAUAUUUAUGGUACCCGAGAAUUGUUUGUUAAUGAAUAUAGAGCUUUAUUAGCAGACCGUCUUCUUACACAAUUUAUGGAUAAUAUUGGUGAUGAGAUCAGAUAUCUAGAGUUAUUAAAAUUAAGAUUUGGAGAUUCAUUGUUACAUUCCUGUUCUGUUAUGCUAAAAGAUGUUUAUGACUCAAAACGCAUAAAUCAUCAUUUAUAUUCUGAUCCAACUUCAAAUUUAUCAUCAAAUAAUUUAAAUAAUGAACUAGAAUUUCCAGUUAGAGCAAUUAUUGUAUCUAAUCAAUUCUGGCCUAACUUCAAGGACAAUUUUAAUGUAGAAUUACCUCCAGUUAUUCAAAAGCAUUUGGAUAAUUAUACAAAGGCUUUUGAAUCAUUUAAAGGUAAUCGAACUUUAAAUUGGAAGCCUAAUCUUGGAAUAAUAAAUAUAGAUUUACAAUUAAGAGAUAAGAUACUAAAUUUUACUGUUUCACCAAUUCAUGCUACUAUUAUAUGGCAUUUUCAAGAGCAAGAGGAAUGGACUAUUAAUGAUCUAAGUAUAAAAAUGUGUGUACCAGCAACAACAUUAAGACGUCGUAUUGGAUUUUGGCAAAAUCAAGGUUUGUUAAGAGAGAAAUCCUUUGAUAAAUUUAUUUUUGUGGAAGAUGGUAUUCCAACUACAAGCUUAUCAGGGAAAGGUAAUAGAAAUAGUGUUGUGAGUCGUAAUUCUGAAUUUGUAUAUGGAGAUGAUGAUGAUGAAAUGGAAAGUGCUGUGGCAUCUGCUCAAGAUCAAAGAGAAGAAGAAUUGCAGGUGUUUUGGUCAUAUAUUGUGGGCAUGUUAACGAAUCUUGAUUCAUUGCCAUUAGAUAGAAUUCAUCAAAUGUUAAAGAUGUUUGCUACUCAAGGAACUGGUGUAGAUUGCAGUCUGACACAGCUUCGUCUUUUCCUUGAUGAAAAAGUUAAACAACAUCUUUUAAUAUUUACUGGUGGUCGUUAUAAACUUGCUAAAUAAUUAAAUUGUUCAACUAACUUGAAUACAA
Messenger RNA from Sipha flava (yellow sugarcane aphid), 2611 nucleotides. It is a transcript of the gene morula, whose product is annotated as anaphase-promoting complex subunit 2. Bases 187 to 2583 code for a protein of 798 amino acids. The transcript has 13 exons. Gene Ontology annotation, biological process: ubiquitin-dependent protein catabolic process. NCBI's taxonomy places the organism in Eukaryota, Metazoa, Arthropoda, Insecta, Hemiptera, Aphididae. Gene Ontology annotation, molecular function: ubiquitin protein ligase binding. Gene Ontology annotation, cellular component: anaphase-promoting complex. The record is from RefSeq and is a predicted model, not a curated record.